CCCUUUUGACCUUCUUUAUUUAAAUGCAGGACUUUAGUUGUUCUGACCAAGGAUUGACGUAGUUCUCGUAGCCUACUUUUUGUUUUGACCAAUCAGAUUAUCAUUACCAUUUUCGGCAAUACCUCGUAAGAAUCAUCUCGCAAAUGUGCUGUUCAGGCCAGCUUAAUAUCGUCAACGACACAGCAACGGUUGCCAUCAUCUUCCCAAAAAGCUGGCAAGCGUGAGCCAGACGGAUUAAAUAAUACCAAUUCAUCUCACACUGAUCUAUGAUUUGUUGGAACAAUAACCACUGCUUUCAAUAGACUUCGCUGGCGAUAAUAACAUGUCGGGGAAGUGCGCAUUAUUCAUAUUGCGGCAUAUACAUCAGUUAUCCCAAACGAGCUUGUCCAAAGCAGUAGCUGCCUGUUUAAUUCGGAGAAUAUUAGGCAGUUGUAUUGGCCAAAUGCACGCCAUCAUUUUAUGUCAGGGAAACCGCAGCAGAUAUGCACUUACGGACAUGGUUAUGUUUUUUCAGACUAAUGUUCAGAUUGGGAUAGAGUCCUGCUGGAUCAAGGCUAUGACGAAUACUCUGAAGUAAAGGCAUUGGUAUGUGAGCCCAACUACAUAUCAUUCAGAACAAUAAAUAUCCUGUUUUACAGUGUAAUCAGCAAGGCUGUAAUAAAUCUCAC
Molecule: messenger RNA, 668 nt
Organism: Radiomyces spectabilis
Lineage: Eukaryota; Fungi; Mucoromycota; Mucoromycetes; Mucorales; Radiomycetaceae
Exons: 1
Source: RefSeq, a predicted model, not a curated record